AAAUUGUUGAUUUUGAUACCCAAAAUCUCAAUGCCUUAUCUUCAACUCAAGCCAUCUUUCUUGGAUUCUCCACCAUUCACUUCUGCUAUCUCCCUUACUGUAUGGUCACACAGAUCCUAGCUUGGUUGCUUGUGUUUCUCACAUCACCUGUAUUUUCCUCCACCGUUUCUCUCUUCCUCAUUUUCCCGUUUUGUGUUAUAUUUUCCCAGAUUUUUUCUCUUUCCUUUUUCUUUUCCUCCUUUAUUUUCUCAAGACAUAGUCUUCGUUCUUAAGUUUUUCUCUUUGAAAGUUCUGGUAAUAAAAGAAGAAGCUUUUUUAAGAAACAAACGGAGAUCUUGGUUAAAAACGAGUAGCAGUGAGAAAUACUGAAACUGAGUUGAACAGAGUUCGAAGGUUAAUAUAAAGAUGAAAAUCCAGUGUGAUGUUUGUGAAAAAGCUCCAGCAACAGUGAUAUGUUGUGCAGACGAGGCUGCACUUUGUGCUAAAUGUGAUGUUGAAGUUCAUGCAGCUAACAAGCUUGCAAGUAAGCACCAAAGGAUUCUUCUUCAGUGCCUUUCAAACAAGCUUCCUCCUUGUGAUAUAUGUCAGGAAAAAACAGCUUUCAUUUUUUGUGUUGAAGAUAGAGCCCUUUUUUGCAAGGAUUGUGAUGAACCUAUUCAUUCAGUUGGCAGCCUUUCUGCAAAUCAUCAAAGGUUCCUAGCCACAGGAAUCCGUGUUGCCUUAAGUUCUAGUUGCAAUAAGAAUACUGAAAAGAAUGGGUUGGAGCCGCCCAACAAGAGUGCACCUCAGACCGCAAUGAAAAUGCCAGCACAGCAACAGUCAAGCUUUGCAUCUUCAUGGGCUGUUGAUGAUCUGUUGCAGUUUUCGGAUAUUGGAUCUCCUGACAAGAAAGAGCAUCUUGAGCUUGGAGAGCUUGAAUGGCUAGCAGACAUGGGUCUUUUUGGUGAUCAAUUGCCUGAGGAGGCUUUAGCAGCAGCUGAAGUUCCUCAACUUCCAAUACCACAGUUAUGCAAUUUCAACUCAUACAGACCUACCAAACAUUCCAUGCCCCUUAAGAAGCCUAGACUUGAAAUCCCAGAUGAUAAUUAUGAGUUCUUUACAGUCCCUGAUCUCGGUUGAGUGGAUGUAAAUAGACUUGUGUGUCAAUAGUUUGAUCGACUAUAUAUUUAUACUUUCAUAUGUACGUAUACUUAACCACCUGCACAUGCAUAGCGGAAGUCUUGGGUGGCAAAAUGUUCUUGAGAAUACGUAACUCUUGGUCAUGCCUGUCUUAGAAAAUGUCCCAGUAUCUGUCAUGAUAUUUCUUGUGAAAGCUGACAUUUAAGAUGAGAUUAAACCAACACUUGGUCUGUUGAUGUUUGAAUUUGAGUCUGACAAAUUUUGGGUAAUUUAAAAAAACUGUAGCCAGAAAAUAAAUCAUAAGAUUAUUGUCUGAACAGAAAACUUUGAACUGCAAUUACUCAAGACUUAGAACUCUGAAGUUGUCAUGGAUGUAGAAGGUAACGACUGACACCAUGAUCAGUGUGAUUAUGCCUUCUAUUUCAUUACAAAGGGAGUGAGAAUGGGGAUUGGCAGCUAUACCAAAACAAUUUAGAUAUUUGGUGAGAGAGCCCAGCUCUGGGUUUGGGACUGAUUUGCUUUCCAGGUUCCCUUUUGACCUCUAGGGGUAGAAACUGGAAACUAGAAAUGCUUUGCACCUUUUGCAUGAUCAUUUUCCCCUAUUCUUUUGGACCUUUUGAAAUUUAGAUUCCAUUCAUGAAAAGAAGUGGGUUGAAAUGGUAAGAUUGAACUCUCUGCCUAACUUCAAACCAGUUAACCACCUUUCGACCUGACUUUAGGUGUCCUUAGUUUGGCAUGAUCAUACUUUCUAAGAGUAAAUCUCCAUUUCCAGACCCUGGUGAAGAACUAUUUAUAAGUUAUUCCCAGCUGCUAAGAUGACAGCAAUUCCUCAAACCAAAUGGCCAGAGACAUGCGUCACUCCGUCUUCUCUUCAUUUUCCAUGAUCUUUCCUAUAGUUCUAACUUCUAUUCUUUCACUUGUUCAUUCAUUGACCUUAAAAUCAGAUAUUGAAGCUCUUCAAUCCCUGAAAAGUUCCGUUGAUCCCAACAUGAUUCCAGCGUCAUCUUACCUCACUACUUAGGAUUUCUCAGCGGAUCCAUGUGAAAGUACAGGCAAUUUUUUCACUGGCAGCAUCUCAGGAUGGAUCCAUGGAUUGAACAAGGUUGAAAGAAUAGACCUCUCGAGAAACCUCCUCUCAGGUCAGAUCCCUGCCAGGAUUUCUGAACUACGAAGAUUGACUC
Molecule: messenger RNA, 2300 nt
Organism: Durio zibethinus
Lineage: Eukaryota; Viridiplantae; Streptophyta; Magnoliopsida; Malvales; Malvaceae
Product: B-box zinc finger protein 25-like
Biological process (GO): regulation of DNA-templated transcription; photomorphogenesis
Cellular component (GO): nucleus
Molecular function (GO): zinc ion binding
Source: RefSeq, a predicted model, not a curated record